Molecule: messenger RNA, 3453 nt
Organism: Osmerus eperlanus (European smelt)
Lineage: Eukaryota; Metazoa; Chordata; Actinopteri; Osmeriformes; Osmeridae
Exons: 2
Coding region: 607-1740 (377 amino acids)
Biological process (GO): regulation of neuron differentiation; peripheral nervous system development; negative regulation of neuron apoptotic process
Cellular component (GO): dendrite; axon; synaptic vesicle
Molecular function (GO): growth factor activity; nerve growth factor receptor binding
Source: RefSeq, a predicted model, not a curated record
AAACUUGGCAUUCGAUAUUUCUAGCUACUCUCACAGAUGUUUCUCGUCCUGUUUUUUUUUCACUCGUUCCUCCGACUAUGCACUUCCCUCUGUUUACCCCUUGAGAAAAACCCUCCCUCUCCCCUUCUUGUCUUUCCUCUUCCCCAACCACAUGCAACCAGGGACGAUUGCGCACGGGCGGGCCGACAACAACUUGAAGUAUUUUACCAACUUUUUUAAAUGUUUGGUCGUCAGGGCUUAGUCCGUAAUUUGAUCUCGCUGCACGUCAAAGUCGGUUAAGAUCGAGUUCUAUGCUACAUCCUAAUGGAAUAUGAUCGGCGUCUGGAAGGUCUCAAUUAGGCUGCAUGUGAAAAUCCACUAAGGUUGAAGGACGGAGCAUUUCGGGUUCGGUAUUCACGGCUUUGGGCUUGACAUGGCUAACUGAACGAGGACGCAGCCUACAGUACGAUAAUGAGUGAUUUGAAAUUCGUAGUUUCCAUUGGAGAUUUAAGUCUUUGAGAGUUUUACCAUUUGGGCAACUUUUAGGGACGCCAAUAAUCAAUGUGGUAUCAGCUGGAAGCACGAGAGGUCCGGAUCUCACCUAAACGUUGAUACGUCUUGGGAGUGAUGCACUGGCUUCCCCUGGUUGCCAUGGUGAUUGCCUCGGCCCUGCCCUUCCCUCACAUCCCCGUGGCCAGAAACGUCGCCGCGACGACGGACCCCGGCAGACACCUGGGUGGCCGGACGGCCGACACGGACGCCUCCCGCGCCGCUUCCCGCGGCGCUCCCUCGCAGGAGGACUACAACACGACUCCUGCAUACACCGGGGCCCUCCGCCUCAACGUGGGGCCCGACAAGGACCCCUCGGACCCCUCUGCGCUUCACCCGGACACCAGUUUCCAUUCGAACGGUGAAGCUGAAAGAGGACAGCUCAGGCCGUCUGUCAGCGCUAGCCGGAAGGACUACGUCUCCCAGGAUAAGGGAGUGUCGGAGGACUACAGAUCUGCUGGCAGGGUGGAGGGCGUGGAGCCAGGGCUGUGGGCGGGGAUGGAGGGUUUACAGGGGGACGAGCUGUUUUUAGACGCCCACCCUCGGGUCCUGUUCUCCCCCUCUGCUUCUCCUCCCGGGCACCCCCCUCUGCUCCUGCUGGAGUCAGGCAUGCCGGCUGGGGAGGAGGAGCAGGAGGAGGAGGUGUCGGACGCCGAUCAGCACAUCGAGGGUCACGGGGAUAGGGAGCCGGACAGGGGCUGGGCGGAGUCGCCCCCGGUGGUGGGCGAGGGGCGCCACCCGGCGGUCCGAAACAAGCGCUCCCACCUGACCCCCGCUAAGAUGGGCGAGAAGUCGGUGUGCGACAUGGAGAGCAAGUGGGUGAUGGAUAAGAAGAUGGCCAUCGACAUGCACGGCCGCAACGUCACCAUCGUCCCGGAGAUCCAGACCCUCACCGGGCCUCUCAAACAGUACUUCUACGAGACACGCUGUCGCCAGGAGCCCCCCGCGCCCGGCGUGGCCCCCCGGGGGCCGGGGGCCGCAGGGAGGAGCCCGGAGGCGCAGGGCGUGGCGGGGGGCACAUGCAGGGGCGUGGAUAAGAAGCAGUGGAGCAGCCAGUGCAAGGCCAGGCAGUCGUACGUGCGCGCCCUCACCAGAGACUCCAACAACAGGACAGGCUGGAGGUGGAUCCGCAUCGACUCCUCCUGUGUGUGCGUGCUGCUGUCCCAGGCCAACAGGAGGGGAAGGGUGGAGGGGUGGAGAGGCCCCACGUGAGGUGUGGUGGGGCGCUUAUGAAGAACAGAGGUGGGCUUGGGGAGGCUGGGGGAGGACCUUGUGAACUGGGAGUGCUGCUCUUUAACAAUCCACAACAUCCCCCCCCCAUACACCCUGCUCCCCCCAUCCCCCCCCCCCCCCCCAUACACCUCGCUCCCCCCCUCCCUCUCCCCCUCACGGCCGCCUGUGAAACGGACUACACGAAAACAAGCAAACCUCAACACUAGAAUUUACGGAAAAUAAAAAUACUGUGUUUUCAUAGCGUACAUGAUGUAAGUUAUUGUCGUUUAGUAUAAAAGCAUGAGUAUCUGCUUGAUAUUAAUAUAUUUCUUUAUAUGUGUACAAUAUGUAAACGGUAAGCAUUUCUCAGAUUUCUUUACAGUCCAAACGUACGUAUCUUUGGAUAUAUUUAUAGACUCACGGAUGAUUCGUGUUGAGGUGUUGUUUAUCACUAGUAAUGAUUCCAGCCUGUAGUCUUCUCUGAUAGGUUGAGGAAAGAGCGCCACCUAGUGUCUGGAGGUGUGCCAGUUCUAGGCACUGACCUGCAAAAUCUCGUUUGAGAAGGCAGGGGUCUCCAACUGUUCCUGGAGAGCUACCUGCUGGUUGGUUUGUGCUCCCUCCCACCACACUUAUCUGACCUGAUUCACCACUAGUUACCUGAUCUACCAGCUCAUUAUUAGAAUCAGGUGUGUUAGAUUAGCGUUGGAGUGUAAACCUACAGGCAGGUAUCUCUCCAGGAGCAGGGCUGGAGACCCUGAUCAACAGGCAGGUAUCUCUCCAGGAGCAGGGCUGGAGACCCUGAUCAACAGGCAGGUAUCUCUCCAGGAGCAGGGCUGGAGACCCUGAUCAACAGGCAGGUAUCUCUCCAGGAGCAGGGCUGGAGACCCUGAUCAACAGGCAGGUAUCUCUCCAGGAGCAGGGCUGGAGACCCUGAUCAACAGGCAGGUAUCUCUCCAGGAGCAGGGCUGGAGACCCUGAUCAACAGGCAGGUAUCUCUCCAGGAGCAGGGCUGGAGUCUCCUGUUCUCUUUGGGUCGCUCAUUUUAAACAGCUAAAAAACUAGUUAUUUGUUUGACGAAAAUAAAUAGUAAGAAAAAUCUAAGCAUUUAGUGAGUCCCUUUAAGACUAGGUUGUGUCCAUGAGUACGGCUCAGAUCCACACGGAGAACACAACCAUGUAUCAGCUCAGAGGAAUGAGGGGAAUGUUUCCUUGCUGGUCCUGGAGAGUGACUCACGACAGCCUUGCUGUUGGAGCUGUGGGACGGUCCCUUACCUUCCGGAAGAGACGGAAGGGGGAAACUAAUCACAGAUUAACAUGAACGGCUGUGUGACAACAUUCUCCAGGUUCCCCCUCAAAACAAACGGAUGCCUAAAGGUAACAUAGAACCCUUUACCAGACAGAAACAUGUUUAGGUUGAUACAUAGAACCUAUAGUGUCUAUAUGGACGGUUUAACCGCAUCCUUACUUUCAGUGUGUACUCCAGUGAUGGUUCUGAAUGUGUACAGAGUUGUGUAAUCUGAUGAGUGUGUUUCCAGAGGAUACCAAGAAUCCAAAAAGGGCUCCUAUUGGAUACAUUCUGACCACAAAGACCAUGUAAUACCACAUAUAUGUAUGCGAUUCAUUAUAUUUAUACAACCGACUUUUCUAAAAUAAUGUGUACUGUAUGUGUAAUGUACUGUAAAGGAUUUGUAUUUCAUAAACUAAAAGAUGAUUU